Molecule: messenger RNA, 1242 nt
Organism: Caenorhabditis briggsae
Lineage: Eukaryota; Metazoa; Nematoda; Chromadorea; Rhabditida; Rhabditidae
Gene: Cbr-rabn-5
Product: Protein CBR-RABN-5
Exons: 5
Coding region: 1-1242 (413 amino acids)
Biological process (GO): endocytosis
Cellular component (GO): intracellular membrane-bounded organelle
Molecular function (GO): GTPase activator activity; metal ion binding
Source: RefSeq, a predicted model, not a curated record
AUGUCAGAACCAUCAGCCAGCGAAGAAGUGUUACCGGAGGACAAGGAGGAGCAAACAACGAAUGCCAAAAAGGUUUCGCAAGUGUCUCCGAAUCCGACAUUGCAAUGUGAAAUGUGUCAGAACUAUGAAGUAAAUCUGACGGCGAUGCAGGAGAACGAGCGAAAACUAAAAGAAGAAGUGAAAGCGGCGAUGGAGCUAGCCGAACGAUAUCAACUAGAUUUGAGUGACGAACGCGAUUAUCGGAAGGAGUUGGAAAAGAAGAUGAAUGAAUUAUCAACGAAUUGUUUGAAUCAGGUCAACGAGGCGGCAAAAGCUAAUGCGAAAUCUGAGAAACGGUUAGAUGAAUUGAGUGCAAAGCACGAUAAAUCGAUAGAAGUGUUCACGGAACAGCUGAAUUUAGCUCAGGAGAAGCUUCAAAAAGCUGAAGAAGACUUUAUAACGCUAGGAAAGAAAUACAAGAAACUACUAGGAUCGACUCGAAAAUCUGCCCAAGAGCUUCGAUCGGAGAAAAUCGAUCUGCCAGCGGAUAUAGAUCAAUUGCAGUUCAUCUGCCUAAAAAAUAGGGAAGAAUUGAUUGAGACGAGAGCGGCGAAGGAGCACACCGAGCAACACUUGAAGGAUGAAAUCACGGUUCUGCGUGCCGGAAUUCAAGAGGAACGAGUUCAUCGUGAAGACCAAGAAGUGGCAUUUACCGCUGAAAUCAGUCGAUUGCAAUCGGAACUUGGAAGUGUAAAUAGCAAAUUCACUGUGGCUUCUGAAUCGAUUGCUGAUCAGACGUCUAAUAAUCGACAGAUUCGAGAUUUACAAGCUACGGUGGCCGAGUUGGAAGCUCAAGUCCAACAGGUUCAAAAUGAGAGAUCCGCGGUAGAACAAACAGCACAGAAUUAUAAACAACGGUGCACAAGUUUGCAACAAGAGCUGGAAACUUCCGAAAUCGUGCAGAGAGAUUUUGUAAAACUCUCGCAGAGUCUUCAGAUCCAACUGGAAAAAAUCCGACAGUCGGAACAAGAAGUUCGGUGGCAAUGGGACGAUGAUGUGAAUCAGUGCUCCAAUUGCGACACUUCUCUAGUUAAACUGAAAGCCAAACCACAUUGUCUUCACUGCGGCAAAAUAUUCUGCACGAACUGUCUGAAAGACACCGUUCCAAGUGGACCAUCUCAUCGACCUGCUAAUGUAUGCAAAGUGUGUCACACGCUCCUCAACAGAGACACCAAACCAUUCUUCGCGACUCAAGAUAAAUAA